AAACAAAGUGUAUUCUAUUUGAGUGAUCCUUGGAUGCAAAUGAGCCAAUAAGACUUCUACAGAAUUGAAUGAAAUCAUUUUCCUCAUACUCGAUUUUAGAGUAAAUCUUUAUACAGAAUCAUAGAACAGUUCUAAAUUUUAAAAUCCAUAUUUAUAGUGCCGAAAAGUCAUUUUAAUUUAUAUUUAUACUGUGAAUAUUCAGACAUAUUUCAAAAAUCUAAUAUGAAUGCCAAUGAAACAGAAAUGUUCAACGCCAAACCCCCAGAGUACAAGGAAUUCGAAGAUGAUCGUCUUCUGUUCAACGAGGAAUCCAUCAGGAAAGCCUUCAUCAGGAAGGUCUACCUCAUCCUCACCUUCCAGAUGCUCGUCUCCCUCGGCUUCAUAGUAUGGUUCCUCUUCGACCACCAGGUCAGCUACUACGUAGCCACACACUCUUGGGUAACCUUGGGAUCCAUGACAGCAGCUAUAAUCCUCCUCAUAUUUCUCCUCUGUUGCGAUCUCCAUAGACAAUACCCCCUGAACAUAAUCCUGCUGGCGGCCUUCACCAUCACCGAGUCCAUACUAUUGGCUUCCAUCUCAGCCUUCUUUGGCACCAAGAUCGUCAUGAUAGCUGCCGGUAUAACCGCUGUGGUGUUCCUGUCCUUGACGAUCUUCUCCUUCCAGACCAAGUGGGAUUUCACGAUGCAGGGAGGCGUGCUGUUGGUGUUCAUGGUGGUGCUGUUGAUGUUCGGCCUGCUUACCAUCUUGUUCCCAAACAGGACCAUGAUUUUGAUCUAUUCCUCCUUCGGAGCGUUGCUCUUCGGCGUCUACAUCAUCUACGAUACCCAGCUGCUGAUGGGAGGUGGUCAUGCGAUGGCCAUCUCCCCUGAAGACUACGUCGUUGCCGUUUUGACCCUCUACAUGGACAUUAUCAAUUUGUUCGUUCUCAUUUUGAACUUGGUGGGUGGAUCAUCGCGUAACUGAUGUAGCAAUUUUUAUAUGUUUUUCGUAUGUUGUUAUACUGAAGAUGAUGAAUUCGAAACGGGUUGUCCCAGAUGCUUUAGGUACCGCUGGGAGUACCUAGGUGAAUUUAGUGUCUUGUUUUUAUGAAUCUUGUUAGCCUAUAUAUUGUUGUCAGUAAACCUUGAGGACAGUCAGAUGUUCAGGUGGAAUAAAUUAUUAGAUUUA
This is a messenger RNA of Harmonia axyridis, 1167 nucleotides long. Its product is annotated as protein lifeguard 1-like. Gene Ontology annotation, cellular component: membrane. The transcript has 2 exons. The record is from RefSeq and is a predicted model, not a curated record. Lineage: Eukaryota; Metazoa; Arthropoda; Insecta; Coleoptera; Coccinellidae. The coding region runs from base 223 to 963 and encodes 246 amino acids.